AUGGGUAAAAGUAUUAACUAUGGUGAAGAUAAAUUACACUAUCGUGAAUUUAUUUUAUAUAAAUUUGGUUCAGCAUUUCCAGAAUAUCGUAUAGAUUUUAAAAGAUCAGCUGCAAAUGUUGGUACAUCCUCUGAUGCUCAAUAUGCUUUAAUCCAAUUUGCAGAAUUAUCAAGUGUUACUUCUAUUCUUAGUCAUCGUAAUCAUAUCAUCAAUGGUGUAUAUAUUUCAAUGCAAAAUUAUUAUUGUAAUAAAAAUAAACCUAGUUCAAUAGAAAAAUUAUCAAGUUUAACGUCGUUAACCGAACAAAAUCAGAUUACACUAAAUAUUGAUAAUAAUCAUGAUGAGAGAUCAAAACUAAUCAAUUACAAAAGAAUAAUGCGAGAAAACAUUACACUUAGACGUAAAAUAGAUGAUCUUAAUCAGGCACUUACUGAUGCACAAGCAUAUGCUAAAAUAGGAUGGGAUACAUAUCAAGUUUUUCAAGAAAAAUUUGAUGCCGAACAAACUCUUACAAAGAAACUCAAAUUAGAAUGUGCAACUAUAACUGAAUCAUAUGAAGUUCGAUUAAAAGAAUUAUCAUCUUCGAGAGCAACGACAGAACAAUUUAAAAUAAAAAAAGAACUUAUUGACUUUGAUUCUCAAAAAGAAUUGAUAGAAAAAUAUGCACAAGAAACUAAAAUACUAAAAGAUAAUCUCGAAAGACUACAAAUUGUUUUAGGUAAAUCUCAAACUGAAGUUACUUUACUUAAUGAAAAAUUAAUUGCAAGUGAACGUCAAUUUGAUAAUCGUCAUAAAGAAUUAAAUAAUCGAUAUUCAAACAUGAAAAAACAAUACGAACAUUUGUUAUCAUAUACUGAAGAAUUUUUUGAAAAAUUAUAUCCACAUAUACAAUUUAAAACAGAAUCAAAAGAAUGUAUUAUAAAUAAAUCGAUUGAAGAAAAUAAUAAUAAAACAAAUGAUUCAGAUAAUGAUAUAUUAGAAAUAAUCAUGGAAGAUGAACCAAAUUGUCAUGUAUUUAAUAUUUUUUCUUGA
Rotaria sp. Silwood1 is the source of this 1032-nucleotide messenger RNA. NCBI's taxonomy places the organism in Eukaryota, Metazoa, Rotifera, Eurotatoria, Philodinida, Philodinidae. The record is from the annotation of a GenBank genome assembly.